ACAUAUUUGUUUUUACUUUUUUGACCUUUCUUGGGCAACACGAGCAGAACCGUGAUACUUCUCUCACUUGCGCGGUGCACCUCCUCUGUGAGACUUGACAAACUCAGAAGCUUCAACAAAUCGCUCAUUCUCCUUCUCCUUCUCCUUCUCAACAAGGUCGAUUUGAUUUCGGAUUUUCAGUAUGACUAAGACGGUGGAUCUUCCUCCCAAGGGCGGCUUCAGUUUUGAUCUCUGCAGAAGAAAUGCAAUGCUUGAACAGAAGGGCCUUAAGGGCCCAUCCUUUCUGAAGACUGGGACGACUAUUGUUGGUUUAGUUUUCCAAGAUGGUGUCAUUCUAGGAGCAGAUACUAGGGCAACUUCAGGAUCCACAGUUGCUGAUAAAAACUGUGAGAAAAUUCAUUAUAUGGCACCCAACAUAUAUUGCUGUGGAGCAGGAACUGCUGCUGACACAGAGGCUGUAACAGACAUGGUUAGCUCCCAACUCCAACUACAUCGCUACCAUACUGGUCGAGAAUCGAGAAUUGUUACAGCACUAACCCUUCUUAAGAGACACCUCUUCAAUUACCAAGGUCAGGUCUCGGCUGCCUUAGUUCUUGGUGGAGUUGAUGCAACUGGCCCUCAUUUGCAUACUAUUUAUCCACAUGGUUCAACUGACACACUCCCAUUUGCUACCAUGGGAUCAGGUUCACUUGCUGCAAUGUCUGUAUUUGAGUCUAAAUACAAGGAAAGCUUGACUAGGGAUGAAGGAAUAAAAAUAGUUGUUGAGGCAAUAUGUGCUGGUGUUUUUAAUGACUUGGGAAGUGGAAGUAAUGUUGAUGUUUGUGUCAUAACCAAGGGACAUAAGGAAUAUCUCAGGAAUUACCUCACACCAAAUCCUCGCACAUAUGUCAAUCCAAAAGGCUUUACUUUUUCCAAAAAGACUGAGGUUCUCUUAACAAAGAUUACCCCCUUGAAGGAGAAGGUGGAAGUGAUUGAAGGAGGAGAUGCCAUGGAAGAGUAGCAUAUGCAACUGUUGUGGUAUUGUGUAAUUGUCUUGUGGGAACUUUUGCAUUUAAUUGCUUAAAAUGAUUUCUAUUUCAUUAGAUGUUUGCAAGUUGUUUAAUUCCACCAAUUUUCAUGAUUUGGAAGGUGUCUUCGUGGUCCCUUUUGGGGUAUGGACUAUAAAGUGCUUUACAUAGCACAAAACAGAAGAAACUAGAAAGUAACUAGCAAGGCAAGUAGUAGAAGCCAAGGCCCAAGGGCCCUAGAUGUGUCACCUAAUUUGGAUUGGAUAAAUGAUAUCAAAUAUGUAGCAAUAUAGCUAUGACUGUGAACUAUUAACAGCCCUUACUGUGAAAUUAUAUCAUAAUUUUCUUUAUGAAA
Lotus japonicus is the source of this 1362-nucleotide messenger RNA. Its product is annotated as proteasome subunit beta type-7-B-like. The record is from RefSeq and is a predicted model, not a curated record. Gene Ontology annotation, cellular component: proteasome core complex. Gene Ontology annotation, molecular function: threonine-type endopeptidase activity. NCBI's taxonomy places the organism in Eukaryota, Viridiplantae, Streptophyta, Magnoliopsida, Fabales, Fabaceae. The transcript is spliced from 9 exons. Bases 182 to 1000 code for a protein of 272 amino acids.